UGCACACUCGCCAUCGACCCCCCAUAUAUUCCCCACCAGAUGCUUGUUCAAAUGGCUCGCAAUCGAAAAUACUGACUAUGGGAACCUCUUGAUCAGCGGGAAGUGGACAGCCUCUUCGGUUCCUUGUCCACGGCUGCCGUAGAAGCAGAUAAGCGUCGGUAUAUAGUCGGCCAGCUCGAAGUUGCUCACGCAAUCCGACAAGCUCGCUCGCGUCUUUGUCGAGAUGCUGAAACUGACGCCACGGUUGACCGCGUUGUCCACGCUCGCUGUCGUGCUCGGGGUCUACUUGACAGUGUAUGGCUACGGGACCCUCCCGCCUCCGCUGUCCUGGAUCUUCGGCGCGGGAAGUCUCCCCGAUCUGUACGAGGCGUCCAUGGAGGAGCUGCAGGAGGGGCUGAGGAAGGGCCGGUUCACCAGCGUCGAUCUAGUAAAGGCAUACUUUGCGCGAAUCGAUGAAGUAAAUUUGAAGGGUCCCGCGCUGCGUGCUGUCAUCGAGACCAAUCCGAGCGCGCUCAAGCAGGCGGCGGAACUCGACGAGGAAAGGAAGACGUCCGGGCCUCGUGGGCCUUUACACGGGAUUCCAAUCCUGCUGAAGGACAACAUCGCGACCCUCCACGAGGAAGGGAUGAACACCACCGCAGGCUCAUACGCCCUCCUUGACUCCAUCGUCCCAGGCGACGCGACCGUCUCUGCGAAGCUACGCGCGGCAGGCGCGAUCCUUCUCGGAAAAGCGUCUCUCUCCGAGUGGGCGAACUUCCGCGGGUUGGUGCCCUCGGGAUUCUGCGGGCGCGGCGGGCAGUGUGUGAGUCCGUACGUGCCCCUCGGGGACCCGUCCGGCUCGAGCUCGGGUAGCGGCGUCGCCGUUGCCAUUGGACUCGCCGCGGGCGCGCUCGGUUCCGAGACGGACGGAUCGAUUAUCUCGCCGAGCAAUAAUAACAAUAUUGUGGGGCUCAAGCCGACGGUGGGGCUGACUUCGAGGGCGGGAGUCAUACCCAUCUCGGAGCACCAGGACAGCGUUGGCCCCAUGUGCCGUACUGUCGCAGACUGUGCCAUUAUCCUCUCGGCUAUCGCAGGGCGUGAUCCACACGAUAACUACACGCUCGGGCAGCUCGCGACGGUCCCGGACUAUACGAAGUCUCUCCGGCGCGACGGCUUGAAGGGUGCACGGCUCGGCGUGCCGCGGAAGGUGCUCGAGGGCGCGGACGCGAACAUAUUGAUUGCGUUCAACGAAGCGCUGGAGGUGCUGAGGACGCUGGGAGCUAAAGUGGUAGACCCGGCAGACUUUGAGGGAGAGGGCGAGCAUGGGUGGAAUGCUGAGAAGGAAGAUGUGGUCCUGUGCGGGGAUCUUAAGGUGAACGUCAACAGCUACCUCUCGAAACUCGUCGAGGUCCCGACGGGUACACGGACACUCGCGGAUCUCAUUGAGUUCAACAAAACGCACGCGGACAAGGAGCUCGUCGAGCCUUUCUGGAAUGACCAGUCCAGGUUCAUUAAGUCCGAGUCCACGCCGCAGGACGUCGCCUACUUCGAUGCCCUCGCACACGGGUAUCGCAUGGGGCGCGAGCUCGGGAUCGAUGGCGUGCUGAAGAGGUACGAUGUAGACGCGAUCGUAAUGCCCGCGAGUGAGGCCUCGCAGCCUGCCGCGGUCGCGGGGUAUCCGAUCAUCUCAGUCUCCCUCGGCUUCCAACCGCCCGACGUUCCGCUUGGUGAGGCAGCGCCGACACGCAUGAACGGGCCGGGGAUGCCUUUCGGGAUCGCGUUCCUGGGGACGGCAUACAGCGAGGAGACACUGUUUAAAUAUGCGUAUGCAUAUGAGCAGGCGACAAAGCACCGCCUCAGGAGGAGGGCGUACGAGGAAGCGGUGCCCAAGGCACAAUUGAAAGACGUGAUGAAGCAUUAAUGGUAGGGAAGUGUCCUUGCGGGACAAGCGCCCGUCUGGAAGUAGGCAUUUUGUACAUUAAGUAUAUCUGAGUGUUACACCCUAUUUAUAGGACAUUUGGGAUA
Molecule: messenger RNA, 2004 nt
Organism: Laetiporus sulphureus 93-53
Lineage: Eukaryota; Fungi; Basidiomycota; Agaricomycetes; Polyporales; Laetiporaceae
Product: amidase signature enzyme
Exons: 8
Coding region: 224-1900 (558 amino acids)
Source: RefSeq, a predicted model, not a curated record